Messenger RNA from Daldinia caldariorum, 1622 nucleotides. RefSeq lists its product as uncharacterized. The record is from RefSeq and is a predicted model, not a curated record. The transcript has a single exon. Lineage: Eukaryota; Fungi; Ascomycota; Sordariomycetes; Xylariales; Hypoxylaceae. The coding region runs from base 168 to 1271 and encodes 367 amino acids.
UGGUACUUUUACUUUCAUCCGUCCCGGCUUGCUUAUGCUUUUACAAACAAGCAAAUUUCUUUACUACCUACAUCAGCAUUCUACUUAUCUAUCAUAACCCGAGCACUAUCUGCUCUACCUACCGAGGUACCUUUGAAUACAUGAUGAUGGUAUUUCCUUAGAUCGUGAUGGUGCGGAGGAUCUUAAUUCUCGCGGGUGCACCAGAAAAUCAUAAACUGGACUGGGGAGAGUCAGGUCUUUUAACCCAAUUUUUGGAUCCAAUCGCUGAGUUUGCCCACCUCGACGACAUCCGUCCAAGUCCGAAAAAUGCAAAUAUUACUCUCUCUUCUUCCCGGGAUGUCGCUGUCUGGAGGUCUAUACCGCUCGAGAAAACUGCAUUGCCGACUGGCUUCUCUCAGCUUCAUCAGGUAAGGGAAGAUUAUCGUGAGGAUGAUGGCUUCUUUACCGUUUUUACGCCCUCGCCAUCGUCCUCGUCUACUUCUGACCUACCGGGGACCUAUAAAGCAAGUCAGGAGCUGUUGGAUCAGUUUUACGACCACUCGUUAGCAGUCCAUGAUGAUAUGCCAUCGUCUCAACUGCCUACGAGUUUUAUUACCGAUGAUUCCUCGUUGAACACAACCGAAGACAUGAGUUUGUACAAUUCGGUUCAAAGCAGUAAUUCUUUUGCACGCCGGAAUCAGCCCCCAAUUCCUCAGGCAACUCACCUGAGCGAUCUCGAGGAUGUACCCAGGGCGUCGCAUCUAGAAUUCAUCGCGCCGCAGACGAUGACAGUCAACCUCAUCGUUGGUAUAAUUUCCAUUGCUGAACCACGCACUGUGAGAACCAGAUGGGGUUCAACCAUGUCCUUAAUCGAACUUCUUGUUGGGGACGAAACCAAAUCAGGCUUCAGUAUUACCUUUUGGCUUUCAUCGGAGCUUAGCGAAUCAUCCGGCAGUAUUCUUAGAGAACUUCGCAGACAAGAUAUAGUGCUCCUCCGGAACGUCGCGCUGAGCGUCUUCAUGAAAAAAGUGCAUGGGCAUAGUCUGCGAAAGGGUCUGACGAAGGUUGACCUCCUCUAUCGGAGGAAGCUCGACAGAAAUGAUCAAGGUGGAUUAUACGGUGCGCGGGACUUGUCAUCAAGCAAGCCAGCACAUCCUCAGUUGAUGAAAGCGAGAAGGGUCCUGGAAUGGGUUAUGAAUUUCGUUGGUGACGGUGGUGCAGCCCUGGGGAAGAGAAAGAAAGGCGGGAAACCCAUAAGAAGUUGGGAUAUGCCGCCGGCAGAUACGCAAUGAGCGUGCUCGUGAUACCUAGACACCCACUAGCAUCUAAUAUCUACCUCUUAAUCGUCUCCAGUUAUAUGCAUUAGAAUCCUAAACCAGUCUUAUACCACGAUUCACAAGAGCCAGGGCAUAGUGUAUGAAGUGCUUAGCAUGGCAUCACGAGCAUCUCCAGAAGGUGAUCUGGACGUACCUAGUUGUAAGUCAUAUGCGUCUCGGCGUGGGAGCUAGCUACACGAGAACCGAAAUCCUGUUUGAAUGAUUGGAAAUGCGAUUGGUUUAAUACCGAAGACUCUUCAUCGAUUGAUUAAGAAAUUAUUAAUUAUUCUGUAACUGUACAACGUGAGAUGUUUCUUGUUGUCUGCG